Microcebus murinus (gray mouse lemur) is the source of this 1014-nucleotide messenger RNA. RefSeq names its product pro-platelet basic protein (gene PPBP). Gene Ontology annotation, biological process: immune response; defense response; chemotaxis. The record is from RefSeq and is a predicted model, not a curated record. Gene Ontology annotation, molecular function: chemokine activity. Lineage: Eukaryota; Metazoa; Chordata; Mammalia; Primates; Cheirogaleidae. Gene Ontology annotation, cellular component: extracellular region.
GAGAAGCCACUUAGCUGCAGACGUCCGGCAGCCACUCACCCUGCGCCCAGGUCUCCUGGCUCUGGAAACAGCUCCGGCUCGGCCUCCACCAUGGGCCUCCGCCCCAGCGCCCGCGCCUCCUGUGCCAGGGCCAGGCCCGCGCGCGUCCUGCAGCUGCUGCUGCUGCUGUCACUGCUCCUGACCACCGUGGUUCCCACCUACGUCAGAGAAGACGUUCAGCUGUACCUUGAACUGCGCUGCACGUGUGUGAAGACGAUCUCUGAAAUUCAUCCCAAGAACAUCCAGAAUUUGGAGAUUAUCAAGCCAGGCGCCCACUGCAACAAAGUGGAAGUGAUAGCCACGCUGAAGGGUGGAAGGAAAGUCUGCCUGAACCCGGAAGCCCCAAUGGUCAAGAAAAUAGUCCAGAAAAUGUUGAAAGAUGAUGGAUCAGCUGCUUGACCUGUUCGCUGUCUGUGAAAUCUUUUCACCUUCCAGGAGGUGCAGGAAUUUGAAGCUUUGACUUUCUGGACUUCUUAAUUUAUCCAGGAUACCUAUUCUCACCAUAUUAAAGUUUGGGUGUGUUUUCCAUUCUGUGUUAAAAAUCACAUUUUAUUCUGAGAAGGCUGAGUGAAAGAUGACAGAAAGAAGGUGAAAAUAAGCAAACCUAGUUUCAACAGCUAAUAUAUGGGUUACUGCCUAAUUCUUGGAUAAAGCUUGUACAGUGCUUUGCAAUUUCUUUAUCUGAAAAUUCCUUUCCAAAUAUAUUGAUGUUAAAUUUCUUGCUCUACUUUGCUGUUAGGCUAGACAUGCCCAUGAUGAUUAGUAGAUUUUAUAAUGGUCAGUGACACUAGGAAUCACACAGAUCCCAGAAUAGAAUAAUUGCUUAAUAGAUGUUUGUUGUCGUAUUUAGGGACUUCAUAGAGUUCUUCAAGGUCUUUGUCCUUGUAUGUCUUGCUUCAAAGCAUUCUCUGAAAGGUUUUUCUAAUGUUAAUUUUAGCCUUCAAACUCUAAAAAUAAUAAAGUUGUAGAAUGUGA